Molecule: messenger RNA, 2761 nt
Organism: Poecilia latipinna (sailfin molly)
Lineage: Eukaryota; Metazoa; Chordata; Actinopteri; Cyprinodontiformes; Poeciliidae
Product: mucin-like protein
Exons: 16
Coding region: 282-2339 (685 amino acids)
Molecular function (GO): ErbB-2 class receptor binding; calcium ion binding
Source: RefSeq, a predicted model, not a curated record
GCCACCUCUACCUUGGAAAGAGACCUUUGGAUCGCUGUCAAAGUUACGUCUCCAGCAUUCGCAGCGGCUCCAGGGGGGCAGCGCGGGGCACCGCGUUGGUGUACGGCAGUCUGCAUUUCAUCACCUUCGACGGGGCAGAGUACUCGUUUAAGGCCCUAGGGAAGUUUGUGAUAUUACGUCUCUCAUCCGCAAGAGGCUCCAAUAUCUUCACCCUACAAGGACAGAUUGAAAAGCUGCAGACAGUCGCAGGAGGGAUCAUUGACGUCCCAGUGGUGGUGCGCAUGGCCGCCUUCCACCAAGGCAUCGGCAAGAUUGACUGGAGAUGCUCUGACAAAGCGAGCGGACUGCAGAUUUAUGUGGAUGAUGCUGAAUUUCCAGUCAGAAUCGGUGUUGUGUACGAGAACAAGCAGGGCUUUGCGGUGCGCUGUCUCUCGGUGAAUCGCUGUGCAGCGGUCUAUGCCAGCGGUCUCAGGGUGGUCGUCUGGCGAAGUGAAGGCUACCGUCAGCUGGCGGCCAUGGUGGAAGUCCCGGAGAACUUCUACAGACGCACAGUAGGUCUCAUGGGGCUGUGGAGCGCCAACCGGUCCGAUGACUUCCUCAUGUCCGACGGGAAGGUCGUCCCCUCCCAGGAUCUCAACCCCCCUGAGGAGGAGCGGCUGAAGCAGUUUUGCAUGUCCUGGGCGGUCCCAAACCCUGAGAACCUGCUGGUGUCUUCGUCUCAAAACGUCCCCCUGGCUUUGGACUCCACCGCGCCCCUGCUGCAAAGCCUCAGUCCUGCUGAGCUGGAAGCGCAGAUGAGACUUUGCAAAAACAGCGUUGAGUGCGUUGAGGACAGCGUGGCGUCCGGCAUCCCCGACCUGGGCCAGCAGACUCUGGAGGCCCAGACUCAGUUCAGGAGCCUGGCUCUCCUCUUCGGCAACAUGCCGCCUGUAGUGACAGAGCCCGCUGUGAUACACACAAAGGUCAACUCUCAGGUCAGCGUUCAAAUUGUCGCUCAGGACCCAAACGGUGACCCCAUCACCUACUCAUUGCUAUUCCCCUGGCCUCCAGAGGCUCGUGUUGGCAGUGUGAACGGCUACCUGACAUGGACACCGCGCAGCACUCAGCCUUCCCAGCUGACUGUCCAGGUCAGCGACGGGCAGACAGGCUCCUUGUUCACCCCCGUCCUGCGAGUCUGCAACUGUCUUAACGGAGGAACCUGCCUGUAUGACAGCGUGGCUGAAAAUCACCUGCAGGGAAAGUUUCAGGUAGUCGGGUGCUUGUGCCCAAAGGGAUACAGCGGGGCGUUCUGUGGAAACACAACAAACGCAUGUCGGGGCAAGCCGUGUUUCAGAGGGGUGCAGUGCGACCCAAAGUCCGGCCCUGACCAGUUCAGCUGUGGAGACUGUCCUGACAACACCGUCUCCAACGACAAACAGGGAUACAAAUGCUUUGAGUAUGACAUGUGCAGCCCUCCUUUCCCCUUCCCGUGCCACCAGGAUGCAGAGUGUCUGUCCACCAAGCUCAGCUACUCCUGCACAUGCAAAACUGGCUUCAGUGGAGAUGGACACAACUGCACAGACAUGGAUGAAUGUGCAAAGUUCAUGCCAUGUAAGAAUGCCAAGUAUGAGUGUGUGAACAAGCGCGGAUCUUACGACUGCAAAUGCAGAUAUGAAGAUGGAUGUGGUAACUCCACGAAUCCUCCAGGGUACAACAUGUUCAAUCUGACCAUGAGCUGGACAGACGAGAAAACGGACGGACUCAAGCAGCUGGAUGACAUCCUGGCCAAAGGUUUCACAAACAAGUUCUACAACAUCAGUCAGAAAGCUGCAUCCGUCCUGGGCAUGGAAGAGUACCGGCUGGCCGUGUCCAGCGACACGCCCCACUGGUACAUCCAGGACUACCUGAUCAAAGUCAGCAGAUACUACGGCAUCAACUCGGUGCAAGUUGAUGAUUUAGAUGAGUGCAAGGCCAAGGAGGCGGGGUGUGUCUCAGCUGCUGUGUGCACCAACACCUACGGAGGCUACAUGUGUGUCUGCAAUGGCACUGUUGUGGACGGAGGCCAGUCCUGUAUAACUGCCGAGCGAUCAGUGAAGUCUGAACCGAAUGUGGACCUCAUUCUGGGUUUGGUUCUGGGCAUCGGCAUUCCUCUGCUCCUGCUGCUGCUGCUGGCCGUUCUGCUCUGCCUCUGCUGCUGCAAGAAGACGGUUACUGGAGACCUCCCCCACCUGAUGCCAGACCACAUCCAGCAGCAGUACAACCCCCCACCCUUCAACUACGCCGACCCGGCCCUGCAGUACAUGAGCCACUGCAGCCCUCGGAUCUUAGACAACGUCACGCCCCGGCAGCGGCCAAGAUAGCAACACCCGCGGCUUAAUAACGGCAACACAAGCACUUUCCCUGACAUAGUACCAGAUAAUAACGCUGGGGGUGAAUGUUAUUUAUAUUUACUUGAACACCCAGUUGAAUCUGCAAAGUUUAAUUAUUUUCAUUUUCUGAUCAACGGUUUUCAAUUUGUCUGACCCAGCAGAAGCUGCCGAUGUCUUAGCAGGAAGUGUUGAUUAAAAGUAAAACACUGCAGUGCUCUUUAUCUUCCAGUUAGUGGCUAGCCAGCAGUAGCAUCUGUCAGAGUAUCAGGUGUCAGAUUCACAUAGGAUAUAUGAUUUUAAUCUACGGGGAUCAUUAUUCCAAUACACCAGUCCAUAAAAAGGUGCUACCGUUUUCUGGAAACCAUUCAUACAAAGUUGAGUUUCAAACUCUUGAGUUAUUAUUUGUAGCUAAA